Rhopilema esculentum is the source of this 3238-nucleotide messenger RNA. Its product is annotated as lipoyl synthase, mitochondrial. The record is from RefSeq and is a predicted model, not a curated record. Gene Ontology annotation, biological process: lipoate biosynthetic process. Gene Ontology annotation, molecular function: lipoate synthase activity; 4 iron, 4 sulfur cluster binding. Gene Ontology annotation, cellular component: mitochondrion. NCBI's taxonomy places the organism in Eukaryota, Metazoa, Cnidaria, Scyphozoa, Rhizostomeae, Rhizostomatidae.
ACAAAAUAGACUCGUUUACAGAAGGAAACAUGGCAGGCACUAUCCGGAGAUAUGCCUUAGAAUUAAACGCAAGUGAAGCCUCAGCGAUUUUAUUCUCCAACCGAAGUUUUGCUGCUCUACAUGGAGGGAAGCUAUGUACUGUCCAGAGAAGAAUAUUGUCAUCAUUAUCAGAAGAGAAGAAAAAUGAAAUUGCAAAAGGCCCUGGAUUGGGAGAUUUCAUCAGUGGCGCUCCUAUGGUGGAGGAGAAUCCCCUGAAAAGAAAAAAAGGACAGAGGUUAAAACUACCAGCUUGGUUAAAGAGAGAAAUUCCAAUGGGAAAGAACUAUUUUCGACUCAAAGAUAGCCUACGAAGUUUGAAACUGUCGACGGUUUGUGAAGAGGCCAAAUGCCCUAACAUUGGAGAAUGCUGGGGAGGCAAAGAGGGAACAGCCACAGCUACAAUAAUGAUUAUGGGAGACACUUGCACCCGUGGAUGCAGAUUCUGCUCUGUAAGGACAGCCAGAAAGCCACCGCCCCUUGACCCCGAUGAGCCUAGAAACACUGCUGUGGCCGUGCGUGAUUGGAACCUUGAUUAUGUUGUUCUAACUUCUGUUGACAGAGAUGACUUGUUGGAUGGUGGAGCAGCACAUUUUGCCGAAACUGUACGACAAAUCAAACAAGAAACGUCGUCAAUACUUGUGGAAUGUUUAACACCAGACUUUCGAGGCAACCAUGAGCAAAUCGAGAUGGUUGCAAGCUCUGGCCUAGAUGUUUAUGCGCACAAUAUAGAAUCAGUAAAAAGCCUCCAGUGGCUUGUUCGAGACCCUAGAGCCAAUUACAAACAGUCGAUGGACGUUCUAAGUUUCGUCAAAAAUAAGCAUCCAGACUUAGUCACAAAGUCAUCCAUAAUGGUGGGCUUUGGUGAGAGAGAUGAAGAAGUCGUAGAAACAAUGAAAGAUCUAAGAUCGGUUGGAGUCGACUGUGUUACCAUUGGACAGUAUAUGCAGCCGACCACAAGUCAUUUGAAGGUUAAAGAGUAUAUAAGACCCGAAAAAUUUGAAGAAUGGGAGAGAGUAGGGAAUGAGCUUGGCUUUGCAUAUACUGCCAGUGGACCGCUUGUGAGGUCUUCCUACAGAGCAGGUGAAUAUUUUCUGAAGAAUUUAGUUGAAAAAAGACGAAAAAGAUAACAACUGGCAUCUAUGAUGGAUAAAAAAUUGUAGCAACCAGUAAUACAAAGACUUUUCUGGUCUGCAUGUAGAUAGAUGGUGGUAUUUUGAGUGUAAAAGGUUCUGUAUGGGAUCAAUUAUUCUGUGAAGUUGUAGUGCUAAUCUAAAUGAAAGCUGUUUUAAAUUCCAUUUAGUUAUUUAAUAUUAUGUUCGAGAUAACAAUGUAAUUGUAAAAAAUUUCAUUCUUGGUGGCUGUCAUUUUGUCGAUGUGUGCUAUGGCGUAGAUGGAUUGAGACAAUGUAACUUAGAAUUAGACGACUGCUUCUGCUGUAAUUUCAGUGGUCAUCUUCUAUGCAGUCUUAAAUGCAGAUGCAACAGGAUACAACUUACACCUGUCAGGGAAUCGAUUAGAAUGUAGAAGUUUUGAGAGACCUGUCGGGUAGUUGGCUGUUUUAUAGUUUAAAAAUAUAAAUAGAGAGAUGCAAGACUGAUCAAGUAUAUCUACUAGCAAGUAAGGUUUUGAAAUUUUGGAAUUUCCGUUAUAUAAAAUGAUUUAUGAAGUUCUUCGUAUCGCAGGUUUUUUGUUUUAUUGGUGAAAUUCACUACUCUUCACAUGUUUCAUUGUUUUAUUGCCAACAUUUUCUACACUUUCUUCAGAGCCUCAAAAUCUGACCCUAGUGCUAAUAACUAUUUUGGUAUCAACAUCGUUUCCCAAAAGUCUUAGAAUACUAACUUCGGUUUUCAAGAACAAAUUCAACCACCUCCUCUCCCCCUUGGAACAAUGUUGGUACGAUAAAACAAAGGAGAAAAUUAGGGGGUAAGUUUUCCUGUGACUUGAAUUAUGAGUUUCUAAAUUAUCAACAUUGUUCUGGGGAAAGAAAUCGGUAAUAUUCGGGAAAAGAUGUGGAAAUAUGGAAAAUUGACCAUUGACCAAGUUAUUUUGAUCUUACCGAUGAGUAGCUAAAAUCAAACGGAGUCCUAAUUAAUGAUACCAAAAUUACAAGUACCAAAAUACGAGUACCUAAAUAUUUCAAGAAAUAACAGAUAUCAAUAAAAUGUGAAGGCAGCUAUUUUUGAUGCGAUUAUUUGAAUUCUCAUCCCCAAAAUGGGUUCAAUUGAAGGGGCUCUAUCGAGCGACUGUACUAGUUUCCUCUGCGUAACCUUGAAUACUCCUCGGUACCUUGCAUCUCUUCACAAGCUUUAGAGGAAGUUUUGUAGGAGAGCCAAGGUCAUGGCCUUCACUUAGUGCGCACUCAAUGACUCUAAAAGAUUAUUAACCACAGUAUUUUCACAAUAAAAUGCCUUUGUUAUCCUUAUCGUAGUUAACACACCUUAAAAACACUGUCUGGCUAUUUUUCUUCAUAACAAUCAUUUCAUGGUGCAAGGCCAGAUGAUAUCGAACUUUUUGUAUCGUUUGUGCCCUCGUGGAGCAUUCCCCUGUUUUCACCGAGUUAACCUUGCAAAUGAGAUACCUACACCGCCUUCUAUCCUCCAUUCAUUCAAGAACUGGUAAAACGAAAAGGUUGUAAAUAAAGCAGAAUAGACAACUGAGGUAAAACAAUAAUUAUACACAACCGAGAAUUUUCACAUACCUAAAAGACUAAAAUGGCUGUGUAUUUGUGAAAUGGGUUUUCUUAGAGCCAUUAUUUGACUCUGGGCAUUUAAGCCUUUGGUUCAAAGAUUGCUAAAAAUAGAAGCUUCUAGCUUGGCGACUUUGUUGUUAGAGAUUUGUAAUGAAUGAAUAGCAAAACACAAGCAAUUAAGAAUAUAUAAGGACCCUAGACUGUUUUCAUAGAGGGGUAGCGCCUCACUGCUAAGACCACUUUCGCCUUUCCCAUUCGUGUUACUUCGAGUAUUUACACCUUCAUGACAACAGCAACACAACAAACAACACAAUAUCGAACGUGCUCUUUGAUCGCGAAUGAUCGUGGUGAAAUUCGUGGUAAACAUGGACGCAGAAAUCGAAAGACUCAAAGGAGAAAUCAAUCAAGAGGAGCAGGCUAAGGAGAUGCUUGAACAAUCUAUUGCUGAUUUGACAAAAACAGCAAAUGAAUUAGUUGAUGAAUUAGAAUUGCUAGAAGAGAACAAUGGAG